Molecule: messenger RNA, 756 nt
Organism: Enterobius vermicularis (human pinworm)
Lineage: Eukaryota; Metazoa; Nematoda; Chromadorea; Rhabditida; Oxyuridae
Source: the annotation of a GenBank genome assembly
AUGCUGAUUACUUCUAAAGUUGAAAAAUUACAGUUUUCAAAAACUCUACUGAAAGAAGAUAUUCGAGCAUUUCGAGGACCAAGUGAAUGGACAAUAAUUAAAUGGGAUGGUACACCGUUACCGGAUUCAUUUGACUGGCGCGACUAUGGCGGAGUUACCGCAAUCAAAUCUCAAGAUAAUAAAUGUAACGGAUGUUGGGCAUUUGCUGCGGCGGCUGUAGUAGAAUCGUUGUAUAAGAUACAUCGUCAACAGACGAUCAGCAUUUCAGAGCAGGAACUGAUCGACUGUGAUAAAACCAAUGGCGGAUGCAAUAACGGCAGUACACGUCGUGCAUUGCUACGUGGAAAAUAUCAUGGUUAUUCAUAUUUUUCACAGUAUCCAACUGAUCCACGACCAUAUUCAGCCUGUCCGUAUAGUGGACAAAUUAAAGUUAAUCGACUUUAUGUUGUAAAUCCUGAUGCCAAUUCAAUUGCCUAUACAAUUAUGAGAUAUGGACCGGUGGCAUUACAUGUUACAAUACCAAAGCCAUAUAAAUAUUAUAAGCGUGGAAUAUUGACAAGUAGUUAUGAGUGCGAAUUUCAUCCAGCAAAUCAUGCUGUUGAAGCAGUUGGAUUUGGUGAAGAAAAUGGUGUCAAGUAUUGGAUUCUAAAAAAUAGUUGGGGUGAUUGGUGGGGCGAAGGCGGUUACUUUAGGAUGAUUAGAGGCGGAAAUGCUUGUCAUCUUGAAUCAUUUCCAACAACUGCCGGUAUUGGCUAA